UUAGAAAAACAAGUGAAACAGAAUUAGAAGAUUCUUUAGCCAAUGAAGCGCCCUCUGUAUUAGGAGAAAAACUAUUUCAAUAGUCUUUUAUUUUCCAAGUACCACAGCAUAGUCGUGAGAGCUAUCAAGUAUACAACUCUACAUUUGAGAACGAAAAAGGUUUUUAUCAAAUAAAAUGGGCGAAGAAGAAUCUACGGUUGAAACAUCUGCGACACGUAAUGAAAAAGAAGGAGAAAAGCCAUUAGGAGAGUUUCUGGAAAUAUCCGAGAAUCCCCAUUCCAUAACAUACCAGCCAGAAAAUGGGAAAUUAAUGAGCCUAUUAGACCCAAAUGUGUAUGCCACAAAGAAGACUAUUGCUCAGGGAAUGCUCGAUGUGGCUUUAUUUACAGCCAAUGCUUCACAGUUGAAGUAUCUACUCCACAUGGGAACACGCCAUGAAUUCUAUUAUCUGUUGGUUACCCUUAUCAGCAUAUCUAUCAUCUUACAGAUCUUGAUCGGAGCGUUGUUCAUAGUUAUUGGUCGCUUGGAUGUGAACAGGGAGAAGCACCAACCACGAGCUAACAGCCUCAACAAUAUCAUUACUAUUGGGAUAUUUGUCAUAACCAUUGUCAACAUUCUCAUCGCUAGCUUUGGUAUGAAGAACAGCGACAAUCUUGCCACGAUUUUGGGAAAUACAUCAUAAAAAUUGUAGGUAUUUUUUGGGGGGGGGAAGAAUUCGACCAGUUAUUAGGAAUGAUCUUAUUUUAUGGCCGAAGACGCUACUUUUUGAACGCAGAUUACAAUAAUAUAAAUGAAUAAAACAGUGAUCCAAACUUGAUAUGUGAGGAAGACAACUGAUAUUUUGAGAACCUGGAGCCUUAGAAACUUUUAAAAACAAUCCAAAAAUUUGUUUUCCGUGUGUCGAUAUUUUCUCAUAUGCUCUUAUACUUUAUCUAUGUGAGGAUUUGUUUCGCUUUCCUUGAUGUUUUUUAAUCAUUGUUUUCUGAUAUAAGUGGACCGAGCGUGGCUUAGUGGUCAACGUGCUCGGACUUUGGGACCAGGAGUGUACAGUAAGAGUGACGGCUGAAUCCCACUAUUCGCUUAGACAAGAGUAGCCCAAGAGUUGGCGAUCCCUUCCCACUAGUCAAAAUUAGUUAAAGUAUUUUUCAAAAACAUUUCAAUAUAAUUAUUAAGUUUUACACUUAUGAAUCUCGUUUCAUGUUACCUUAGUAUACGAAAUUAGGACUAAAAUAAAUCGUUUAAACUGACAGAACAUUCUGAGAUACUGAGUUUGAGUACGUUAUAUUAAAACGAUUUUGGGGUCUAACCACGUCGUUACAGUCUAUGUCACCACAUCCAGUGAUGUUGUAUCUGAAGACCGAACAUGCUGAUAAUAUCCUGCAACGUAGUUUCCAUCGCAAAAGGCUCAUCGCAAGGCUGUCAUGUCCAAAGCACACCACACUUCUUUGCAGGUUUUCCACAGUCCAUCAAGCUUACGGGGAUGAAGGUUUCACAUUUUUCGUCAGUUUGUUAUAUAUUAUGUGUUGACUUAUAUGUAACUUGAUCUAAAAUGUAAUUGUCUUACUUUUGGUCAGAAGUUGUCAAUAAGUACAAAAUAUCUGAAGCUAUUUAUAUAUACGCUCUUCUUUUUUCUUUUUCUUUUGAAAAAGAAACUGAAUAGAAAACUUUUUAUAGUGUGUAGUCCAGAAGGCGAAAAAGCACGAGUUCUUUUAGGCCAGAAGAUGUAAUGAAACGAGAAUGUCACUAUUAAAGAUAAGUUAUCAUUUUAAAAACAUUACCGACAUCUUCUCGAUCAUGAAAUGAACUACCCUCUUCACAAGCAUAUAUGUUUAUAUAUAUAUAUUGAUUGUUUUUUCUAAUUCAUACAGUUAAGGUUUAAAUUAUGAUAUCAAGACAUGGCGAUUCAGGGUGUUCUACACAUUAAGGUGGAUGGCACUACCACUUUAACAGUAUUUCCAGUAAGAAUACAAUGAAUUAACACCUCAGAUAUAUUUUAUCUCCUGUACAACAAUGAUAACAAGAGUUAUCGUUUCUUUUUUUUGAUAUUCGUAGUGGUCUAGUUAAGAAUGUCAUGUUUUAAAUUCUUACUAGUCUUAUUAUGUGUUUUAUCCCAUCUUUUACCCUAAAAUAUUGUUUCAAACAAAGAAUAGAUGUUUAAUCAAACACAAUCUAUACCCGAUUAUAAAAAAUAUAUAUUUUAAUGGAUGUCUGUGUUUGUAACCUUUGUCGCCUAAGAAAUAUUUUAGUACAUCUUGAUAUAAGAGAAUGGGUAAGAUAAUAUUGUUAAUAAUAUUUUAAUACAAGAGAGUGGGUAAGAUAAUAUUGUUAGUAACAUUCUAGUACAUCUUGAUAUAAGAGAAUGG
Messenger RNA from Limulus polyphemus (Atlantic horseshoe crab), 2363 nucleotides. Its product is annotated as ninjurin-2-like. NCBI's taxonomy places the organism in Eukaryota, Metazoa, Arthropoda, Merostomata, Xiphosura, Limulidae. Gene Ontology annotation, biological process: tissue regeneration; cell adhesion. The transcript is spliced from 3 exons. Gene Ontology annotation, cellular component: membrane. The record is from RefSeq and is a predicted model, not a curated record. The coding region runs from base 176 to 682 and encodes 168 amino acids.